This is a messenger RNA of Penicillium griseofulvum, 2241 nucleotides long. RefSeq lists its product as uncharacterized. The record is from RefSeq and is a predicted model, not a curated record. Lineage: Eukaryota; Fungi; Ascomycota; Eurotiomycetes; Eurotiales; Aspergillaceae. The transcript has a single exon. The coding region runs from base 1 to 2241 and encodes 746 amino acids.
AUGUCGGUGAACGAAAAACGCCUUUCCCAGCCCACCAUAACUCCCCGAGCUGCGAGUUCCCCCUCGUCAGAUCGUGAAGUGCUUGACCAACGACUGCAGCGCCUCUCCGACGACAUUCUCCCCCCCGUUCCAUAUUUACUCACAUUUCCGACCAAAACUCCCUUUAACCUGGGGAACCGGUCCGCCAACAAUUGGGCUGUAGGGCAUGACAGACCCUUCAGCUUGGAGGAGCAGCAACUUCAGUAUAUGACCUUCUUGACACACCACGACACAGAUUCAUUGCUUCUAGCCGUCGGCGACUGGUCGGACGAAACGGGGCGCAUGAUGGCCGAUCGAUCAACAGCCCCAAGCGCCAGAGAAAGUUCAAGAGAAACCGUGGCCAAAAAGAAGAUUAGUCUCAAGGAUUACAAGUCUCAGAAGACCAGUAACAUUGUCGCAUCCCCCGUUGGCCUUGGCUUCGAAUCGGGUAGCCGAGGCGCAUCAAGCUCCUCCAAGUCCGAGGAAAGACGACAGACAACAUCUUUUGAACACCUCAAGAAUGACAAUAAGACUAAAAUGCCUCGAAUGCCGCCGAAGUCACACGCGCGUCACUCUCCCGAAAGAGCGGGUCAGAAACGGCCAUCUGGGUCCGAACUUGAAUUCCCUAACCCCUCAGCGACUAAGAAGUCCGAAGCACAUCCCACAAAGAAACUCAGACUAUCUCCCGAGAAAGAGACGCGCCGAGAGUCCAGCCCUGCCAAAUCGCACUCCCCCAGGCUGCCCGCACUUCUUUCGCCCACACUCCCACCCACAUCGGGAGGCCCGAGACUUCCACGCCUGCUGUCCCCUACCCUCCCCCCAGAUAUUGAAAAGGAGUUAGCCCGCCUUGAGGACCGUUCGCCCCCUCGGAAUAGUCGGGCAGGGAAGGGAUUGCCUAUCAAGGAGUCCAAUACCCAUGAACAUUUAAAAGACCACGCCCAUGCAGACCCACAGAAGACGCAACUUCUUACCAAACUGCGGUACGGAAGAGCGAACCGAAAGCGUGUCGAAGCUUUGCUUAAAUUUUCCGGUAAAAGGAAAGCACAUAUGUCAGAUUCACCGGUCAGCCAGGAUACCGAUCGUGAUGAUAUCUCACAUCCCAGGAAGAAAGGGGGAGAGACUGAUUUGUCUCGUGGGCACGCUUUCGGGGAUCAGAAAGGCAGGAAGCAUGAGACUGACGAAACACUUGGCCCCCAAAAUGGUCGCUCAAAGGAUCCAAAACCCUUUGAUGAAAAGCCUCGAACACCAAUCUCUCAGCCAUAUUUGACCUCUCAUUCAAUCGGUGACAAAACCAAAGCAGCUUCCAUCACGCCGGUGAAAGACUUAAAACCUCCUACCUAUCAUCGAAAUAAUCUCGGAGAGACUGAUGGCAAGACUCCUUCUUACCCCACCAACAAACGUCAUUAUAUUGAUCCCGGGUCAAUCAUAAAAGCUUCUCCCACACAGGCAGAUGGUCGCACGCGCAAUGAGCGGCAGAUAUGGUGGGAUGAAUGGCAAAAGUUUGCAAGCAUCGGUCGUGAAUUAAAACAUGCCGCAGAGCGGCAUACCUCUAAAACCGGGACCUCGGUCACUGAUGAAAAGCUAGCCGUUGUGACUGCAAUCGAAGCGUUGUUGUCCUUUAUCAUGGCAUUUGUAGCGAACGACCAGGCCAAGGCUUCAUCACGCCAAGUCGGGGAUUCCUCAACAUGGCUGUCUAUUGUGCCAUACUGGCGUGUGGUCAAGAAGAACAGUGUACCAUAUCCGGCAUUGAACAGUCUCUGCUUGCUCCUUGGCGCUGUGUCAUUCACUGCCAUUCACAGUCUUGAUCUUGAACGCCUUGCCAUAACCCCAAUUCCCGGAGAGCACACCCCGGUCCCUACGCCUGGGAGUGAUGGAAAUGCAGCUCUAUCGGACGAGAACAGGAAAAGUAGGAAGGAAUUCUCAGAACUGAAGGCUCGUCUUCCUGAGUUCUAUAAGGAUUCCCAGAGGCUAUGGCUAGAGGGCACCCGCGGUCUAUCCGAAGAUGUCCUUGGCCAUGAGUUCCCUACGAUCUGGGCUCAGCGAUCUCGAAAUUACUCGGAGCGAGGCCGGUCCUCUCUAAAGGCUGGCAACUACGCUGGAAGUUAUUUCUUACCACUUGGUGGCACUACUCCUCCCAUCGAAGUGGUUCGGUUUGGCUGGUCCCUGCUGAAAGAAUGGUGCUCGAAAGAACGAGUGGAGUGGAAUGGACGUCUUGGUCUCUAA